AUGAAAUGGAUCAAAGUCUACUCUAAAGUAUAUAAACCCUACACUCCAUUUAUUAAAAAUGAAAAUCAUGAACCCUGUGAUAAUAAUAAUGAAAUAGAACAAAGCAAAACGUCUACUAUAAAUCCGAAAGAUAUUGAUAAAAAAGUUAGUACAACGGAAAUAAAUAUAGUUGUAACUACACCAGAAACUUUUACAACAACAACAAAGAGCUACGAUUUGAAUAUGAGCACAUCCACAGUUCAAUCUACAUCGAACAAAUAUGAUAUUGAAUCCACAACUGAUAUUGAAAAUAUGUUUAGUACUUCCACUACUAAUUAUGACUUAAACGAAACUACUACCGAAAGUAAAAUUGAUAUUACAACAACGUCGGAUAAUUGGAAAUAUUAUACUACAGAUUACAGUUCAACAUCAUCACCAGAAUUAACAAAAACGGAAAGUAGCAGUGAACAAUCAAUUUCUACAGAAUUACCAGAAAUUACAACUGAAGCUGCCUUGCAUGAGAACUAUGAAACUACAACCAAUAAUGAUGUAACAACUGAAUCAUACUUAAAUUAUAACAGCACUCAAGAUAGUACUUCAUCAUCACUUAUGGAAACAACAACAUGGUCAUCAAACGGAAUAGCUACGUCAUCAUCAUUACCUGAAACGACUGAAAACUGUAUAACAGAAAAUAUAUCAUCAGAAACAGCAACCACAGAAACUAUAACAACAGAUUUCGCUAGUAAUGCUGAUAUGACAUAUAGUACAACUGAUGAAUCAUACAUUACAGAAGCAACUAGUGGAACCGAAUUCACAACUACCGGGUCUUCAGAUGAACUUUUAACGCCAACAGAAACCAUUAUUACGUUUUCCACAACAGAAAUGAAUCAACUUACAACUGCUGCAGAAACUACAACAACGAGGCCUACAACAAUAGAUUAUACCACCGCAGAUAUUAAUAAUUUCAAUGACACAACAACAGAACUUACAAGUGAAACUACAGAAUCUACACUAAGUCAAAUUUAUACAACAAAUACUUAUUUCUCAGAAACUACAACAUAUGCAACUAGUACUGAAAAAUAUACUGACUUUCCGCAGUCAUUAAACACACAAGACUAUUUCACUGAAGAUCCAUCAUUAAGAACUACAACAAGCUUUGAUAAAAUUAGUGAAAUUACUGAAGACGUUUAUAACGAAUCAAGCGUAUUCCCUACCCAAACUUCGUCUACUAUCAUUUUUGAGACGACAAGUGAUAAUGAAAACUGGUUAUUUACUGAACCUACAACAGUUUAUUUGGAUUUAUUGAGUACAUCUACGGUAUAUGAACAGUAUGAACCAACUACAACAUUUUAUUCUACAACAGAAGUUAACUUUUCUGAUUUAUAUUAUAAUAAUACCACAACUUUUGAUAGUAGUACAACUGAAUCCCUUAUAGAAGCAACAUCUGAAUUUUUCGACACUACUCAAAAUACUUCAACUAAAUAUGAUGACCAUGAUGGAAGUACAGAAUCAUUAUUAACAACUGAACCGCUUCCAGAGACAACAUCUAUAUCUUAUGAUACUAAUCAAGAUACUUUCACGGAAUCUAAAGAUCUUGAUGAGAGUACAGAAGCAUAUUCCACAACAGAAUCGAAUUACUCUGAUUUAUACUACAAUAAUACUACAGCUAUUGAUAAGAUUUCAACCGUACCACUAAUAGAGACAACAUCCGUAUCCUAUGAAACAAAUCAAGGUUCUUCCACGGAAACUGAAAACCAUGAUAGAAGUACAGAAACAUAUUCCACAACAGAAUCGAAUUAUUCUGAUUUAUAUUUCAAUAAUACUACAGCUAUUGAUAACAUUUCCACUGAAUCAUUUAUAGAGACAACAUCCGUAUCCUAUGAAACAAAUCAAGGUUCUUCCACGGAAACUGAAAACCAUGAUAGAAGUACAAAAACAUAUUCCACAACAGAAUCGAAUUAUUCUGAUUUAUACUACAAUAAUACUACAGCUAUUGAUAACAUUUCCACUGAAUCACUUAUAGAGACAACAUCCGUAUCCUAUGAAACAGAUCAAGGUUCUUCCACGGAAUCUGAAAACCAUGAUGGGAGUACCGAAACAUAUUCCACAACAGAAUCGAAUUACUCUGAUUUAUACUACAAUAAUACUACAGCUAUUGAUAACAUUUCCACUGAACCACUAAUAGAGACAACAUCUGAACCGCACGAAACUAAUCAAGGUUCUUCCACGAAAUCUGGAGACUUUGUUGGAAGUACUGACUCAUAUUCAACAACAGAAACGAAUUACUCUGAUUUUUACUAUGAUAAUACUACAGCUAUUAAUAACAUUUCCACUGAACCACUAAUAGAGACAACAUCUGUAUCCUAUGAAACAGAUCAAGGUUCUUCCACGGAAUCUGAAAACCAUGAUGGGAGUACCGAAACAUAUUCCACAACAGAAUCGAAUUACUCUGAUUUAUACUACAAUAAUACUACAGCUAUUGAUAACAUUUCCACUGAACCACUAAUAGAGACAACAUCUGAACCGCACGAAACUAAUCAAGGUUCUUCCACGGAAUCUGGAGACUUUGUUGGAAGUACAGACUCAUAUUCAACAACAGAAACGAAUUACUCUGAUUUUUACUAUGAUAAUACUACAGCUAUUAAUAACAUUUCCACUGAACCACUAAUAGAGACAACAUCCGUAUCCUACGAAACAAAUCAAGGUUCUUCCACGGAAUCUGGAGACUUUGUUGGAAGUACAGACUUAUAUUCAACAACAGAAACAAAUUACUCUGAUUUAUACUUCAAUAAUACUACAACUAUUGAUAACAUUUCCACUGAACCACUUAUAGAGACAACAUCCGUAUCCUACGAAACAAAUCAAGGUUCUUCCACGGAAUCUGGAGACUUUGUUGGAAGUACUGACUCAUAUUCAACAACAGAAUCGAAUUAUUCUGAUUUAUACUUCAAUAAUACUACAGCUAUUGAUAAUAUUUCCACUGAACCACUAAUAGAGACAACAUCCGUAUCCUACGAAACAAAUCAAGGUUCUUCCACGGAAUGUGGAGACUUUGUUGGAAGUACAGACUCAUAUUCAACAACAGAAACGAAUUACUCUGAUUUAUACUACAAUAAUACUACAACUAUUGAUGACAUUUCCACUGAACCACUUACAGAGACAACAUCCGUAUCCUACGAAACAAAUCAAGGUUCUUCCACGGAAUCUGGAGACUUUGUUGGAAGUACAGAAUCAUAUUCAACAACAGAAACGAAUUACUCUGAUUUAUACUUCAAUAAUACUACAACUAUUGAUAACAUUUCCAAAGAACCACUAAUAGAGACAACAUCUGAACCCCAAGAAACUAAUCAAGGUUCUUUCAUGGAAUCAGAAAACCGUGAUGGAAGUAUAGACUCAUAUUCAACAACAGAAACGAAUUACUCUGAUUUUUACUAUGAUAAUACUACAUCUAUUGAUAAUAUUUCCACAGAAUCACAUGUAGAGACAACAUCUGCAUCCUACGAAACAAAUCAAGGUUCUUCCACGGAAUCUGAAGACUUUGUUGGAAGUGUAGACUCAUAUUCAACAACAGAAACGAAUUACUCUGAUUUUUACUAUGAUAAUACUACAUCUAUUGAUAAUAUUUCCACUGAACCACAUGUAGAGACAACAUCUGUAUCUAAUGACAUUAAUGAAGACACUUCCAUGAUAUCUGAAGAUCUUAAUGAAAGUACGGAAUCAUUGUCGACAACAGAAACGAAUUACAGUGAAUUAUACUAUAAUAAUACGACAACUGUUGAUAGCACUUCACCUGAAACGCUUUUGGGGACAAUAUCUAAAUCUUCCUACACUAAUCAAGAUCCUUUCACUGAAUCGGAAGUUUAUGAUGGAAGUACAGAAUCAUAUUCAACAACCAUAGUGCCCAAAUCUGAUGAAUCUAAACUUAAUUUUACCAAUAUUGAUAUAAGAAAUAACUUAUCUAUGGAUCAAGAAGUUGUUGUUGAAAAUGCAACGACACAACCGUCAAAAGACCCCAAAAUAACUCCAAAAAAAAUCACGUAUGAUACAGAUGUCAUGCCUACAUUUGGAGAAUAUUACUAA
Teleopsis dalmanni is the source of this 4059-nucleotide messenger RNA. RefSeq names its product flocculation protein FLO11-like. The record is from RefSeq and is a predicted model, not a curated record. The transcript has 2 exons. The coding region runs from base 1 to 4059 and encodes 1352 amino acids. NCBI's taxonomy places the organism in Eukaryota, Metazoa, Arthropoda, Insecta, Diptera, Diopsidae.